GGUAGCAACUCCCUAAAAACAGACCCAGAAACGGACGGCGGCCGACGCCACCUCACCGGAAGGUCAUUUCACGGCCAUCGCCGGCGAAUCCCCGUCCAAAACUCCACCGUGGAAGCUAUUAUUAAAUAUACCGACAAAAGUCACUCGGCAGCAGCAGGAACUUUCGCGGAAACGAAGUCGAAACAACCGGCCUAUUUCCUUCUUCUCUUUUUCUUUUUCUUUCUCCAAUUAAUAAAUUCAAAAGUCAAGUCAACUGCAAAUGACUGAAAAUAAAAAUAAAGAGAAUAAUCGUGAUUAUUAUAAUAACAACGAUGAAGAUGUUACUUGCUUCAAUCGAUGCCUUGGUUUCUUUUCAUUCACAUCCUCGCGCCAAAAGCCAGACGGAGGGGGAAAGAGGAGAAGGGAGGAGGAGGCGUCGACGGCGGCGGUGGACCACGGAGGGGGAAAGAUGGGGAGCGUGAAUCUGGAGGAGAAUCUGAGGGUCAGGGUGGAGGUGGUGAAGAAAGCCUGCUCGCUGUCCUUGAAAGCCCACAAGCCGCCGGGGAAGCAGCUGUUCGUGACGGAGAAGCUCCGCUCGUCGGAAGUUAUUUUCGGCUUCCCUGGAAGUUGGAACGCCAGCGAUUGGAUCAGCAAGGCGCCGUUUGGGGAAGUCGAAGUCGAUCUGCAGCUUUUCCCUUCGAUCUUGUACAUCGGUCUCAGGGAGAUCGGCGCCGUCAACGAAGCCUUCUUGCGUAGAUUCAAAGCUCUUUUGGCCAGUCCGCAGUUCGUCGCCGAGGUGGAGAAGGCGAGAAGAGAAAGCAAGCAAGUCAUAUUCACAGGUCACUCAGCAGGAGGGCCAACAGCCAUCCUGGCAACACUAUGGUUCCUGGAGAAGUACAAGAACGCAUCAUCACCAAUUCUCCCUCUCUGCCUCACAUUCGGCUCUCCCUUGGUCGGCGAUCGCUUCCUGAACCACGCAGUCAACCGCGAAAAUUGGUCCAAGCAGUUCAUCCACUUCGUCAUGAGAUAUGACAUCGUCCCCAGAAUCUCACUCUCCCAGCUACAACCCAACCACCAGCAGCAGCAACUCCAGGAUGCCCUCAAGUUCUUCAACCCCAACAUCAAGGAUCAACUCCCUCCUGAAUUCGAUCCUCAAUCCUUCUUCGUCCACGUCAUGAGAGGCUCGUCCUCCGUGGCUAGCCACGCUGCCUGCAAGAUCAUGGGGAACACCAACCUGCUCCUCGAGACCGUCUCGAGCUUCGUCGAGCUCAGCCCUUACAGGCCUUUUGGCACCUUCGUUUUCGCCGCGGGGAAUGGGAAGCUGGUCAUCUUGAGGAACCCUGAUGCGGUUCUGCAGGUGCUGUUUUACUCCUCGCAGCUGAGCUCUCCUGAUGAAGUCGAUGAAAUUGCAAAAAGGAGUCUUAAGGAUCACUUGAACUAUGCGAAUGAGCUGAAGGAAUGCCUGGACAACAUGCAGAGUGUCACUUCCCUGGAUGAUCAUCGCGAUUCCCUCGCUAGCAUUCCUCUGUCAUCUGAUUCUGCCACUGCAGAGACUGCAGCAAUCAACGCAUCGUUGAACGAUCUCGGCCUGAGCGUGAGAGCUCGACUCUGCCUCCGAGCAGCGGCGGAGCUGGAGAAACAGAAGGGUCGAAACCAGGACACGAUCAACGACAAGAUGAAGGACAUCGAGGCGAAGAUACAGAAGCUGGAGAACUACAAGAACAAGUGCACGGUUCAGAAGAGGACCUACUACCGCGCAUUCAGGCUGUCUGAGGAGAAGAGCGACUUCGAAGCAAACGUCACGAGGCUCGAGCUGGCCGGGAUAUGGGACGAGAUCGUGGAGAUGCUGAAAAGGUACGAGCUACCGGACGAUUUCGAGGGGAAACAAGACUGGAUCGAGCUCGGGACGAGGUUCAGGCUGAUCGCCGAGCCGCUCGACAUAUCGAACUACUACCGCCACGCCAAGAACGAGGACACGGGGACUUACAUGGUGAGGGGGCGGCCGAAGCGGUACAAGUGCACGCAGAGGUGGAAGGAGCAGGUGGAGGGGAGGGCGUGGAGCGACGACCCGCCGGAAUCGUGCUUCUGGGCUGAGGUGGAGGAGCUGCUGAUUGCUCCGGCGGGGAGCCCGGCGACGGUGGAGAAGGUGAGGGGUUUGCAGAGGAAAGUGGAUGAGUAUAAGAUGGGAGCGGAGGUGUAUUUGGAGGACAGCUUGUUUGUGACUUUGUUGAAACAGAACAAUCUCCGUUGAAGUCUUGAAGAGAUGGAGGAAGGUAGUAAUAAAGCCGGCGCCAUAAAGGUUUGGUGUUCAAUUAUUAUCAUAUAUUGUGUAUAUGUAGUAUGUACCGUGUUGGCAUUCUCCAAACAUAAAAAUGUUACAAGAAAUAAUGUAAUCGGGAUUGUAAGGUGACAUAAUCGAGAAUUGAAGCCGAAUAUCAAAUGAAAUUGAUAUAAAAGAGAGAUCGAUUGAAUUGUUAUGGCAAAAUACACUUUCAUAGCUAUAACGUUCACGUUUGUGAUAGAUAUAGCCACAGUUUUCGAAAUACACGAAAUAGCCAGAAUUUUUCUGUUGGAAGGAGACAUUCAUUACAAACAGUAAAUUUUUCGACACUAAUAAACACGAUUUGGACGGAGACAACAACUUUAUUGUAGACCACAAAUGAAAUAAUGCAAGAAUAUCGACAACCCCUGAACUUUUAUAAAUACUAGAUAAUUGGCCCGCGCUUUGCGGCGGGAUCAUAUAUUUAUCAUAGAUUUAUAAUUUAUUAUAUUUAGUUUUGAGAUUUAUUGAACUUGCAAUAUUAUUUGAUUUAUUAAAAAAAUAAUUGAUUUUGAAUAUGCAAGUUUUUUUUGUGAAAUUUGUAUAUGCAAUGUAAAUAUGAUGUUCAUAACUUUGUUUUUGUAUAAUGAAUAUCUUACUUGUAUUAUGUGAAUAUUUAAAUAAUGUGUUGGUGUGUUGUGUGAAUAAGUGUAAAUAUUCAAACUCUGCUGUAUCCUAAUAAAAACGGCUUGAGUUCAAGUCCUUAAGCCUCAUUUCUUAAGGAAAAUCUUAAAGUCCUAUUGGCUGAUAGUGGAUUAGGUAGUUAAUGGGGGUUAGUAGUUAAUAGGUAGUUAAGGGUAAAUAGGGUUAUGCAAAUAUAAUUAAUUAAUGAUUUUCUUUCUCUCUCCUCCCAUGAUUUUCUCCAUAACCCUCUCUCUACAUUAUAAUUAAAAAUAAAUAUGAAAUUAAUUUUAUUUAAUAUUUAAUAAAAUCCGAAUUUAAUAAUUUUAUUUUUCUAAAAUGGAAAUUUGAAAUUUAAAAUACAUGCCUCUCUCACAUCUUGGCAACUUCCGAUUAUUAUUAAGUAUUAACAUUUUGUAAUGACUUUAUCAAUAUUUAUAAAUUGAAUCAUCAUUAGGGCUUUUCAUUGCAUGGGUUUGAGAUUUUUCGUUGUUAGGUAUUCGUUUGUGUUAUUAUUAAUGUUGUUCGACAUGUUUUUUAAUAAUUUUAUAUGAAAUUAUUAACUUUUUAUGUUAUGUUUUGUUUAAAACAUUAGUAAAAGUGAAAUUAUGUUUUCAAUUUGUUGGUACUUGAAGUUUAUUUACUAUUACAUCGUAUUAUCAAUUUGGUUCGCAAUGAUUUAUAAUCAUUUGAAGUGCUAUUAUCAAUAUUUUUUUUCAAGCACAAUACAACCAUUAGCAAAAUUUUAAUUCAUUUGUAAGAUUGCUUAUGUUUAGUGAUUUGAAUUAUUAAUAUUUUUAUCGUUUAUGUUUGUAACUUUGUCAAAUGUCAUUAUCAAGAAGCAUACUUGUUAGAUAUUCGUUUGUUUAUGACAUUAUCAAAAGUGAAUUUACGUUUAAUGAUAUAACUAUGGUUAUUAAUCUUUCAGUCUAAGUUAGUAACGUAGUUUGGUGUCAUUAUUAAUAGGCGUGUAUAAGCAUUAUCAAUGUUUGAAAAUAAGAUAUUAAUAAUAUCUAAUAAGGUACUUAACAAUCAUUAGUUGCUAUCAUUAUCAAAGUUUUUGGAUGCAUUAUCCAUUAAACACAUGAUACUUAUUAAUGCGUUUUUAGUGCUAUUUGACAUUAAAUAUUGCAUUAGAAUAUUAUUAAUAUUUUUAUAUUACAAAAAUCUAUUUCCUUAUCAGUGACUUGAUCAUUCGAUAUUAAUGGUUUUUAAUAUCUUUAUUAAAAGUUUGAUGUCAUUUAUAAUGUUGAAGUCGGACAUUUUUACAUUGAUGUUUUGUGUUUAUUUUCAACGAUUUAUUGUAUUGUUAUUAAAAGUUUGGUGUUGAGGCGUGAAUGUUGGUUUGCUUGAGCUAAUAUAUUUCUGGACAAUGUUUGUUUGACUGAAUCACACAGGUGCACUAUGUCACAAGUACCCAAGAUGUUGAAAAUUAGUAUUGUGUUUUAUGAUCAUUAAGAGUGAUAAUGUAAAGCAAUAUUAAUUGAUCAUAAAACGUUAAUAAUGUCAUUAGAAAUCAUUGGAAGAGGCCAUGACUAGAUAGUUAUAAACAUGAUGUGAAAAUGUGAAUCAUUAGUACUAAAGAUGUUGUAAAUCAAUGAUAUUGUUAUUCAAACUAUUAAUGACUAUGUUGCAUAACUUUAAUGAUUCAUUCAUAGGCGUUGAUGACGAAACUAUAAAACAGUAAUAAUUGAUCCAAAAUUGUUAAUAAUGUUAUUGUAUGGAAUUGAUAAGUAUAUUGAAGUCUUUAAUAAUGAUGAGGUAUAAUAAUAACGAUUCAUUUCAUAAAUGUUGAUAAUGUCAUUGCAAAAUGUUAAUACUGUAUUGCAAGUUGUUGCCACGAAGUGAGAGAGAGCAUAUAUUUUUAAUUUCAAUUUUCAUUUUAAAAAAAUAAAAAAUAUUAAGUUCGAAUUUAUUAAAUAUUAAAUAAUAAUAUUAAAUAAAAUUAAUUUCGAAUUUUCUUUUAAUUGUAGUGGAGAGAGAGGGUUAUGGAGAAGAUCAAGGGGGAGAGAGAAAGCGAAUCAUUAAUGAGUAAUAUUAAUUAUAUUUUCAUAAUAUCUUAUAUAUUCCAACUAACUAUUAACUACUAACCCCUCAUUAACUACCUAAUCUAGUAUCAGCCAAUAAAAAUGGUUUAAGAACCUCCUUAAACAAUAAGGCUUAAGGACCGGA
Molecule: messenger RNA, 5092 nt
Organism: Linum trigynum
Lineage: Eukaryota; Viridiplantae; Streptophyta; Magnoliopsida; Malpighiales; Linaceae
Source: the annotation of a GenBank genome assembly